Molecule: messenger RNA, 1255 nt
Organism: Mytilinidion resinicola
Lineage: Eukaryota; Fungi; Ascomycota; Dothideomycetes; Mytilinidiales; Mytilinidiaceae
Exons: 1
Coding region: 267-776 (169 amino acids)
Source: RefSeq, a predicted model, not a curated record
CUCCUGACGAAGACAUCAUACCAACCUCCAUCAAGCACGUUGGUUCUACUCAAACAUCUUGGAUCUAACAACAACCCCUCAUGGUUUAUAUGGCUUAUGAUAGCAACGGAGCAGCACGCUCCCGAUUCCGGUAGUCUUCCGAAUGCCGAAAGGAUUGUAAAUGAUAAAAGGAAAAAAAAACAAGAAGAAAUGAAAGAGAAUCUUGCCUUCUUAUUUGUUCGUAACUUUCAAAAACCGCCAAAGAUCAACUCAAUCAUAUUACCGCCAUGGACCGUGACCCAGAAAUCCAGCACCUAAUCGACGAGUCCAAGAUCCGCAAUCUCCUCAACACCUAUCCACGCGCCCUAGACCGCCAGGACCACGCCCUUCUGGCCUCUCUCUACCACCCGGACGGCAUCGAUGACCACGGCGUCUACAACGGCUCUGCAACGGGUUUUAUUGAUUUCAUGCGCGCCCAGGGCCGUCCUGGUAUGCACUGGACGCAUCACAACGGCACUCAGAUCGUCGAGAUCAAGGGCGAUGUCGCGGAGUGCGAGACUUACGCCAUUGCACUUUGCCGUAUGGGAGCGAAAGACGAGCCAGGCUACGAUCGCGAGAUGUUUCUACGUGUGAGGUAUCUGGACCGGGUGGAGAAGAGGCAGGGGGUGUGGAAGAUUGCGCAUAGGCGCGUUGUCUAUUCGCCGUGUCAUAUUGUUAAGAUUGAGGAGGAGUGGCCGUUGGGUGGGGAGUGUUUAGCUGAUGGGGCGUUUCCGGAGGACGAGGUGUAUAAGUUCUAAGGGAUUGCUUGGGGUCUUGCAUGUUUCCUGCCUGAGCUGUAUCUGGCUCAAAGUACUCAAAAUCUAGAACAAGCCUUCUAAGCUCUACUUGACUCUUUCUUUUCGGUAGUAGGUCUCUUUCAAACUUGAAUCUUAUUGAUAGUUACGAUGAGAUGGAAGGUACGUCUGUGAGCAGCGAGAAAGGGAUUGGGCAAUCGGGUGGCUCCACGACUGCACGUACCCGCCAGCUCAAACCGCCAAGGCGGAAAGAUACGCAAAGCAUCAGUAUCGAUCAGAUUCUCUUCAGCUAUGUAUACUCUUUUAUUUUCUGCGGUAUGUCAGGAAAGUUGCUGAAUAUCAUACGUUGCUCUAAAAAGCACCAGUCAGGUCCUCCUGACCCUUUCCUUUUUGUCUGCAUACUAGUACCAUGAGUUUGUGGGUUCGAUUUGGAGGAGAGCGUAAAGUAUAUUUUGGUUAAUUCAAAUUAAAACUCCAUGGGC